This is a messenger RNA of Linum tenue, 2325 nucleotides long. The record is from the annotation of a GenBank genome assembly. Lineage: Eukaryota; Viridiplantae; Streptophyta; Magnoliopsida; Malpighiales; Linaceae.
AUUAUCUCUCUCUCUCUCUCUCUCUCUCUCUAGAACCCUCCCUCUCUGUUUGAAUUUUCUAUUAUCCAUCCAUCCAUCCAUCGUGUCUCUGUCCAUUCUUCCUUCGAAGUCUGUGUUUUAAGCUGAGCUUCUCUGGUGGGGAUGACGACCAUGGAGAGCUUGAUAGGUUUGGUCAACAGAAUUCAGAGGGCCUGCACAGCGCUCGGCGACUAUGGCGGCGGCGAUACUUCCUUCUCUUCCCUCUGGGAAGCGCUCCCUUCUGUUGCCGUCGUCGGAGGACAGAGCUCCGGCAAGUCUUCCGUCCUUGAAAGCAUUGUUGGCAGGGACUUUCUCCCUAGAGGAUCAGGGAUUGUGACGAGGAGGCCGCUGGUGUUGCAGCUGCACAAGACUGAAGAAGGAGCAGAGGAGUAUGCCGAAUUCCUCCACCUUCCUAACAGGAAGUUCUCUGAUUUUGCCGUUGUGCGCAAGGAAAUCCAGGAUGAGACGGAUAGAGUGACUGGGAAAUCGAAGCAGAUAUCUCCUGUUCCGAUUCAUCUCAGCAUUUACUCUCCAAAUGUUGUUAACUUAACUCUCAUUGAUCUACCUGGUUUGACAAAAGUUGCUGUUGAGGGCCAGCCUGAGAGCAUAGUUCAAGACAUAGAGAUGAUGGUUCGUAGCUACGUUGAGAAGCCAAAUUGCAUUAUCCUUGCUAUAUCUCCGGCUAACCAAGAUAUAGCGACAUCUGAUGCUAUCAAACUUGCAAGGGAAGUGGACGCCCCAGGUGAAAGAACAUUUGGGGUCUUGACAAAGUUGGAUUUGAUGGACAAAGGAACUAAUGCGCUCGAUGUGCUUGAAGGAAGAUCUUACAGAUUGCAACAUCCUUGGGUCGGAAUCGUGAACCGUUCACAGGCUGAUAUAAAUAAAAAUGUGGACAUGAUAAUUGCAAGGCAUAAGGAAAGGGAGUACUUCGCUACCAGUCCUGACUAUAGCCAUCUAGCCAACAAAAUGGGUUCCGAGUAUCUUGCGAAACUACUUUCAAAGCAUUUGGAAGCUGUGAUCAGGGCUCGUAUACCAAGUAUUACAUCCAUGAUUAACAAAACAAUUGAAGAGCUUGAAUCCGAGAUGGACCAUCUGGGUAGGCCUAUAGCGGCUGACGCUGGGGCUCAACUAUACCUGAUUCUAGAACUUUUGCGUGCAUUUGACCGGAUAUUCAAGGAGCAUCUGGAUGGAGGCCGUCCUGGGGGAGAUCGAAUCUAUGGGGUGUUUGACAAUCAGCUUCCAGCUGCUUUGAGAAAGCUUCCAUUCGAUCGACAUCUUUCAAUGCAGAAUGUCAGGAAAGUAGUGUCUGAGGCAGAUGGUUAUCAGCCCCAUCUGAUUGCCCCAGAGCAAGGGUACAGACGUUUAAUCGAGAGUUCUCUAAACUAUUUUAGAGGCCCAGCUGAGGCUUCUGUGGAUGCUGUUCACUUCGUGCUGAAAGAGCUGGUCAGGAAAUCAAUUGGGGAGACUCAGGAACUGAGACGGUUUCCAACACUGCAAAUGGAGUUGGCAGCAGCGGCUAAUCAUGCACUGGAGAGGUUCCGGGAUGACAGUAAGAAGACUGUCGUUCGGCUGGUUGACAUGGAGUCAUCAUACUUGACAGUGGAGUUCUUCAGGAGGCUUCCCCAGGAGGUAGAGAAAGCAGCAAGCGGACCGGGUGGACCUGUGUCCCCAAAUGUCGACCGGUACACAGAUGGACACUUCAGGAGGAUCGGGUCAAACGUGUCAUCGUACGUCGGGAUGGUCUCCGAGACACUGAGGAACACAAUCCCAAAGGCAAUCGUGUAUUGCCAAGUGAAGGAAGCGAAGCAGUCACUGCUCCACCACUUCUACAUGCAGAUAGGGAAAAAAGAAGGGAAGGAGCUGGCUCAGUUGUUGGAUGAAGAUCCUUCUUUGAUGGAAAGAAGGGUACAGUGUGCCAAGAGGCUGGAGUUGUACAAGUCAGCUAGAGAUGAGAUAGAUUCUGUAUCAUGGGCACGCUGACGCUGGCGAUGAUGAUUUGUUGUAUUGAGGCCUGUACCAUGACAUGUUAUAUAUUAGCUGAGAUCCGACGUAGAUAUCAUUCUUUUUUCCCCCCUAGUUUUGUACUAGGCUAGAGUUUGAGAGCGCUAAUUCCUGGUUUUGUGAUCUAUUUUGUUUUGUAGCUAAUGUGAGACAAUAUCCACUUGAAUUUGUUUAACAGGCCGGCAGGGCAUGUUUGGGAUUUAUUUAAUAGGAGAGUGUUUAUGUGUGUUGAUAUUUGUACCGGAAAAAUCAACGGUAAGGUGUUCUAGGAUCUAACAGUAAUUCAAUCGUUAGUAUCAUGAAAUA